Messenger RNA from Oncorhynchus mykiss (rainbow trout), 1854 nucleotides. Its product is annotated as 2-oxoglutarate and iron-dependent oxygenase JMJD4. The record is from RefSeq and is a predicted model, not a curated record. Gene Ontology annotation, molecular function: sequence-specific DNA binding; 2-oxoglutarate-dependent dioxygenase activity. Gene Ontology annotation, biological process: protein hydroxylation; positive regulation of translational termination. Lineage: Eukaryota; Metazoa; Chordata; Actinopteri; Salmoniformes; Salmonidae. Gene Ontology annotation, cellular component: cytoplasm; nucleus.
UUAAUGUCUAAUUUCAAAGUGUAUAUUUACUAAAGACAUUCAACGUUGAAUUAGCAAACAUUACGGAAACAAUCGUGUACAAAAAAAACCGAACAAAUUAAAGCAAAUAUUGGGCGUGUGCAUCUAUAAAUGUGGUCCCCUAAAAUGCAAAAUAGCAUAGCCAUAGGAAGCUAUUUUUAGGCUCGAAUGAACGAACCUUUUUCUCCACAUGUUUGAUUUAUCUUUGCAAUGUAAAUCCAAUAAUAAUGGUGGAAAAGCAAUUAAUAUGACAUAUAAUGUCACUAUAGUUUAGGUACGUCGCUUGUUUCGAUUGCUUGCUAAUUAGUUAGCUAGUUAACGUUACACCCAGGACUUGUUUACAUCAUCCAGUAUCAUGGACAGGGAGUCUUAUCAUAACUGCUGCAGCCUCGUUAAAAUAUCAAGGCAAUCCUAUGAACAAUUUUGUUCUUCGCACUUUGUGGAUUACAUAGAGAAGGAUUUGAGCUAUUCCAAAUUCUUUAAAAAGUACUUACUUCCUAACCACCCAUGCAUGUUCUCGAGGAAAUUUACUGAAGACUGGAAAUGUAGGAAACAGUGGGUCACUGAAGAGGGGAAGCCAAACUUCCAGAAACUGCUGCAGCAAUUUGAUGAGACUCCGGUUCCAGUUGCAAACUGCAAUGCGAAAGAAUACAAUGCAAACCCCAAACAAAUUAUUCCUUUCAAGGAAUUUAUUCACUACUGGAGAGAGUACAUACAGAAUGGACACUCAUCACCAAAAGGAUGUCUCUAUCUGAAAGAUUGGCACAUGUCAAGGGAUUUUCCUGAACACAAUGUUUACACUACCCCAGUCUUCUUUUCCUCUGACUGGCUUAAUGAGUAUUGGGAUACUUUGGAGGUGGAUGACUACCGGUUCGUCUACAUGGGACCCAAAGGCUCAUGGACGCCAUUCCACGCUGAUGUGUUCCGCUCCUACAGCUGGUCAGCGAACAUCUGUGGCAGGAAGAAAUGGCUCCUGUAUCCCCCAGGCCAAGAAGAGUUUCUACGAGACAGCCAUGGCAACCUUGCUUAUGACGUCACUGCCCCUGAGAUUCGAGACAAGGUGCAAUUCCCACACUGUGAUGAGGCCUGUCAACCACUAGAGAUCAUUCAGGAAGCAGGGGAGAUCAUAUUUGUGCCCAGUGGUUGGCACCAUCAGGUUUAUAAUUUGGAAGACACCAUCUCCAUCAACCAUAACUGGCUGAAUGGCUGCAAUGUGGACAUUAUGUGGCAGUUCCUUCAGAAUGAGCUGUCUGCUGUCCAGAGGGAAAUAGAGGAAUGGAGGAACACUAUGGAUUCAUGGCAUCAGCACUGCCAGGUUAUCAUGAAGUCCUGCUCUGGGAUUGAUUAUGGGGAGUUUGCCACUUUCCUGAAGAUUAUCGCUGACAACCGCAUGUCCUUCUUGAGUUCUUGCUCCGAGAACAACUCCUCAAAUUACCCACGUCAUCUUUCAGAGACCCUGGCCACAUUGGGGCUUCACCAUGCUGCCUUUGACCUACAGAGGGUGGCUCACAUUCUAGAAUGCAUGCUCUGCAAUGAAGACUUCAAGAGACUUGAUCAUUCAACUCUGAGCUCACAACCUGAAAGUUUGCUGCAGCAGAUUCGAGAGACCAUGCUCUCCACUAGAGGGCAGCACUCCCUUUACCAGGAAUAGGCCAACCAGUAUCCUUUAUGAGCAGCUUUAUCAAUACAUUUAGUUGAUAAGGCUUUGGUUUCAGAGGUAGCCUGAUGUUAUCUUGACCCCCCCCCCCCUCCAAAAAAAAAAAGUCAUCCUGUGUGAGCUUUUGGGUGUUUUUUUAUGUUGUGAAUGAGAUGUUGAUAAAAUGACAAAUGUCCAUA